This is a messenger RNA of Ceraceosorus guamensis, 5046 nucleotides long. Its product is annotated as HCP-like protein. Gene Ontology annotation, cellular component: endoplasmic reticulum membrane. Bases 326 to 4801 code for a protein of 1491 amino acids. NCBI's taxonomy places the organism in Eukaryota, Fungi, Basidiomycota, Exobasidiomycetes, Ceraceosorales, Ceraceosoraceae. The transcript is spliced from 6 exons. The record is from RefSeq and is a predicted model, not a curated record. Gene Ontology annotation, biological process: ERAD pathway. Gene Ontology annotation, molecular function: protein binding.
CGUCCAAGUACCCCAUAACGAGUUGACUCGGCAUUCACAUCCCUUCGCUACGACCAUCUGACGUGAACAACGAUGACGAUGACGAGGAUGAGGACGUGGUCAUCAGCGUAGAUCUUCACACCCAUCACACCACCCUUCUAUUCACAAGUGGGCGUCUGUGUAGCGCUCUCGACAACGUCUUGACCUUCCAGCCAGCUGGAUUGCAACCGAGUCCGACUAGCCACUCGCCCUCGCCCUCGCACCCGCAUCCUUCUCUCCUGCCCGCCGGCGUUCGAUCGAGCUUAGCUAAGCAAAGCGAAGCAAAGCAUCGCAUCGCAUCGCAGCUAUGGUCGGCGCACGCUCUCGUCCACAGCGUCUAGAGCGUCGACAGUUUCCCCCAAAUGGAGCAGAACAUCAGACCCUCUACAUGCACUGCGAUUCCAUCGCUCUGCGCCAUACGUUGCGCAAUCACAGGCCUAGACCUCGCAUUCCAUUGACACCUUGCGCCAUCGUCUUGCUCCUAUGCGUCAUCUUUGGGCUGAUCUUCGGCGAGGUGCAUGCUAAUGGGAAUGCCCACGCUCGCGAUAGCAGAGCUGUUCAAUCGCAGCCACAGUCGCAAUCGCAAUCGCAAUCAUCCUCUUCAAAUCGGCAACGAGAGGCAGCAGAGGUGGGAGGCGCAGGUUCGGGAGAUGGCGAGGCGGGGGAUAAGCGUGCGGGUGGGAGGGAAGCGCCAAAGGAAGAGGAGCAAGAGGCACUCCAUGCACCUCCUUGGCUCGACUUGUCGCCUGAACAAGCAUUACGUCAGGCGCUCUCCUUGCUCGACAACACCAUCCUCCCGCCCACGCCAAGUACGAGCACGCAUACAGAGACCCCUUCCUUUUCGGCAGACGCAGACGUCCGAGAUGAAGAUGAUGAAGAAGCCCCACUUCGCAAGAGUCGCAAAUGGUUCAAGCGGUUGUUGCGUAGACGAGCAGAAGACAGCUUCACUUCAGACAGCAGCGACAGACAAAAGCACGGAGCGGUGCACGAUGCAAGCUCGCCCAAUGCGAUGGAGCUUGUUCGAGCUGUUUGGGCAUUGUUGAAGAGGCACACGCCUGUUGGGUCUUUGGUGAGGUUCAUCGAUCGCCUGUACAACCUCCAAGCGGCAUCUUCCAUCCGUCUACGUGCUCGGCUCAAACAACUAGGCUUCGACAUUGCACCUUCUACCUCUUCCUCCUCCUCGUCAUCCUCCUCCUCAGCUUGGAGAAGGAAGAGCCCCAUGUGGGAAAAGGUGCAUGUGGGAUCUUCGAAUGGGAAUGACGGAUCGAGGGAAAAGAGGAUCUUGUUGAAUGGACCUUUGCACAUUUGGCCCGCUUGGACUUUGACCGGUUGGCAGGGAGCAUCCAGCGGUCCUUUUCUCUUUCCCAACAAUCGGCCAAGGGAAGAGGAAAGGAACACGAAUUUGAAAGCGAUGAGGUUCAGAAAGAAGAGCUACUCGGACAGGCUCAUCCUCAGCUUCAAGGAGCGAUUCGGAAUCGCGGACGAGGGACAUGUGAUGAGGGGCACAUGGAGGCUCACUUGGAGAUUUGGCAGGCCCAUUGACCGAAAGGCCGAGGAGGCGUUGGAGAAGAGAGACAAGGCAAUGAUGUUGUUGGAGUAUGCAGCGGGAUUCAGAUCGGCCAAUUCCACCGCUCAGCAAUCCAUCGACUGGCAAGCGGUGCGACGCAAGACCUCUUCGCCUCUCAGCGUGCUCCAGCAGCACUUCUCCGGCAAUCCGACAAAAGUCAAAGGCGAAAACUUGACAUUGGUGGACGCUAGAGCCCGCUCCGACGCGCUUUUUGUGCUGGGUCAAGUAUCCAACUAUGGGCUGUACGGUCUAUCCGAGCAGACCGAUCGAGCAUACGUCUCUUUCAAAAAGCUGAUUGACCUGCCCGACGUGUGGGCUUCGGACGUGUCCGACUCGCUCAGCCAGGCUGAAAAGAACGCUGCGGUCGAAUUUGGGUCAGGGCCAGUAUCUGGACUAGGACGAGGAAAUGCGACGGCGAGCGCGCUGUUGGCGGAUAUUGUAGGGGGCGCUUGGAGCGCUAGUGGGAUUGCCCUGCAAGCGCAUGGCGUGGAAACGCAAAAGGUGCAGCAGGACAAGGCUCUUUUGCAUUACCAUACGGCUGCACGCGCCGGCGAUUUUGCCGCCCAAACUACAUUGGGAUAUCGAUAUCAUGCGGGCAUCGGAGUGCCCAGCGACUGUGCUGAGAGCUUGAGGUGGUACGAAAAGGCUGCUGAGCAGGCUUACCAACACUUCUUGACCGGACCUCCCGGCGGAUUGGGAAUGCCUCUAGCAAAGACGCGUCUUUCGGACUUGGAUGGCGGAGCGUACGGACCGGGGGCGUCUGCUGCAUCUACGGGUCUAGCGGCCCGUCGACCGGCCAUGGCGGCCAUAUUGCACUCCCUGCCCUCUUCCGAUCCCAAUCGCAUCGGAGAUCUGCUAGAGUACUACACGCACCACGCCUUUCGAGGACACACGUUUUACGCGCUCAAAUUGGCGCACAUUUGGUACGCUGGAUCGGUGUACGCCUCUUUGGGAGGUGCAGGUGCGGCGACGUCGAUGCAGGGAGCAGAAGGAGCGGGAAGAGUGAGCAGGGAUUAUGCAAAGGCUAGAAUGUGGGCUUUGAGGGUCACGCAGGAUGUGUGGCCCGUCGAUUCUAGAGUGGUCAAGAGAGGAGGUCCGGCGGGCUAUGUGGCUAGCAAAGGUCAGAAGGGAGAAGAUGUCAGAUUGAAACACGACGAUGUCAGAUUGGCGCAGGCGGCUAGUGCGGCGGCCAUGAUGGGAAAGAUGUUCCUCAGAGCAGAAGGCACUUCACAAGACUUUCAUCGCGCAUGGGUUUGGUUCCGCAGAGCGACGGAUCUGGGAGAUGUGGAAGGCUACAACGGACUGGGCGUCAUGUAUCGCGAUGGACUCGGCAUGCCUCGCGAUGUGAAGAAGGCGGUGGAAUACUUUGAAGCAGCUAGCAAUGUGGGAGUUGCAAGCUCGCAAGAGGGCUGCGUGAAUUUAGCGCAGAUCCACCUGGCGAUGGGAGAUCUGGCUGCUGCUGCCAAAUUCUUGGAAGCGGCCAUGCGUCUGGGCAAUCCGUUUCAGGCUUAUUACCUCCUAGCGACGAUCCAUGCCCGUCUUGCGCGCUCUCCCGUCGGGCUACCGCUGGUUCGCAAGGAAGAUCAAGCGCCCAUAGGUCCUCCGGGCACGGCCUCGCACGAGAGGUGCAAAUUGGCCGUCGCGGGUUUCAAAUUGGCUACGGAGAGAGGCGACUGGUUGAAUCCGGCCUUUGCGAGAGGGCAGGAUGCUUGGGUAAAGGGAGACGCGCUCAUGGCGCUCAGACUUUGGAGCGCGGCGGGCGAGAUGGGAUACGAAGCGGCGCAGAACAAUGUUGCGUACACCCUAGAUAAAGACAAGCAUCGGCUGCGCGUACCGGCCAUAGGCGCACAGCCAUCAUCCGCCAACUCGGCCAGCGAUCGCCUCGCCUUGAUCCAAUGGACUCGUAGCGCAGCUCAAGACAAUGUGGAUGCGCUCGUCAAGAUGGGCGAUUACUACUUUCACGGAAUAGGCAUCCAGGAUGCGGCGCUUUUGCCUACCGAGAUCACCGUUGCCGAGUCGGAAACGAUGCCUGACGCGUUCAGCAGCGCUGACUCUUCCACCAACAGCAGGAGGAGCAGCAGUAGCAGCAGCAGCGAGAGCAAGGAUGCCUGGGCUAGUAGCAGAGCAGCGUUCUUGUCUCACCCCAUCCAAUCACCGUCUGCUCCUUCGUACGAAAAGGCAGCAGCUUGCUAUGCUGCAGCAGCGGAUCGACAAUCUUCAGCCUUGGCCUACUGGAACAUGGGCUACCUGUACGAGUCUGGUCUUGGAGUGCCAAGACAAGACUUUCACUUGGCAAAGAGGUACUACGAUAUGGCGGUGGAUGUGAGCUCGGAAGCUUAUCUGCCCGUAGCGCUCAGCCUGGUCAAGCUUCAUUUGAAGGCGCUCUGGGCUACGCUCCGACGCGGAGAUGCUUCGGCUAUCGCCUUGCUGAAGAGCUACGCUCAUGCUUCGUCCGCUUCGGACGGCCAGGCCGCUUUGGCGUAUACGGAAGGACAGGAAAAAGCGGUGCUCGAAGCUGCUGCAGCUGUCGCUAGAGCUGGCGGGGGCCAAGGACAAGAUGGAGGCGCUGCUCGAACGCACGAUCAGCAAGGUAUGCAUCGUGCGCGCGCUCAAGGACAGCAGCACGCUCGACACGGAGCAGCAGCAGGUCGUGCGGGGCUCAAUCCUGCACAAGCCGAUGCGCAGAUGGGUCAAGGUGGAGAUGUCAAUUUGCCCGAGACGUACGAUGUGCGACAGAGAGGCGAGGAAGGAGCGGGGGAUUCGAUUCGCAAUGGUGCAAACGGCGCCUCGCCGCGCGAUGGUGGUGGUGGCGGUGGUGGGGAGAGGGAUGCGAGACGCUUCGAUGCGGCUAGAGAAGAGGAGCUGGACGAGAUGAUCGAAGGUGCACUGAUCGUCUUUGGUCUGGCUGCUCUGGCUGUGCUGGUGUAUAUACGACAGGGCGCUGCGAUGAGGGCGGAACGAGAGAGGAGAGAGGAGGAAGAGCGGAGGAGAAAUCAUCGGGCAGAUGGCGCGCCUGCGCCUGCGCCUGGGCUCGCGGGCACGAACGAUGCGGCACCGUUGGAUCGAGAUGAUGCCAUUGGUAACGGCGGCGGUGGCGGCGGUGGUGGUGGUGGCGGUGGUGGAGGUGGUGGCUUUUUGGGAAAUAUGGGGCGCGGUCAACCGGACUUGCCCUUUCCUUGGCCGCCCGAAGGUGCCAACGUCUAUGCCGGUUUGUGAUCCCGCACCUUUUUCACCUCCCAUCAUUCCCGCCCCCCCUCACUUGCCCAUUUCGAAUGAAGGCUCUACCCCAUUUCGAUGGGGGAGAAAUCUUGUCUUGUCACACGUCUCACGCACGAAAUUUUUUCAAAACAUGUCAUUGUACCGCCCUCCAUCGUGACGCUGUCCGAGCCUCAAAUGGACAAUGUCGUUGGGGUUGGGGGGGACGUGCCACGGCGAGCUGCUAGCAGUAUUCGAAUGCAACC